This is a messenger RNA of Nymphaea colorata (pocket water lily), 1077 nucleotides long. Its product is annotated as calcium-binding protein KIC-like. The coding region runs from base 570 to 914 and encodes 114 amino acids. NCBI's taxonomy places the organism in Eukaryota, Viridiplantae, Streptophyta, Magnoliopsida, Nymphaeales, Nymphaeaceae. The record is from RefSeq and is a predicted model, not a curated record. Gene Ontology annotation, molecular function: calcium ion binding. The transcript has a single exon.
ACCUUCUGUGAGCUCUAAGUGAAACUACUUGAAAAGAAUUCAAGUUGAACAACAUCAGAGUUGAGUACUCAUGGUGUUCAUUCCUUGUGAAACAGGCCACUCCAUUCUAGGUCGUACUGUAAUAAGUUUUCCAUGGAAAAGCAGGUGCUGCCGUAUCAGAGGCACUCUAAAUUUUUUCCUUUUCGAACAAGAGUAUCCCUCCGACUGCCCAUUUGUUUAUGCCCCAAGGAAGAAAUGGUCAAUGGCAGCACGUCAAUCUCUGACAAAGACUCUUCGGCCCAAUGGAAAUUUCUCUUCGCCUUGCUGCCGUCAAGGAAAAUCCCUUUCUCGUAUAAACAUUGCGUUUAAGAAUUGUGGAAGUCGUCAAUUGCCGACUUCUUCCUCUUCUCUCUUUCUCUGUGUAGUUUCCUUGGAAUCAUCACCAAUGGAUGCAGUUUCCUUCUACCAUCGAUUCGUUUCUGUCUUUCCUCCUUCCUCUAUAAGAGUCGAGCAGGGUUGAUGCCUUCUCCUUCCCAACAGAAACCACAAGAAUCUCCCCUCUUCAGAACGAGAGGCGUCUUAAUCCCAAAAUGGUUCAAGAUUUUGAGGAUUUCCUGCCUCGGCUGGCGGAGAAGUUGGGGGCAGAGGGCCUGAUGAGCGAGCUCUGCAACGGCUUCAGGAUGCUUAUGGAUCCAACGACAAUGCUGAUCACCUGCGACAGCCUGAAGAGGAAUGCGGCGGCGCUGGGGCUGACGGGGAUGAGCGAUGAGGAGGCGGCGGCGAUGGUGAGGGUGGGGGACUUGGACGGCGAUGGUGCUCUCAAUCAGAUGGAGUUCUGCGUGCUCAUGGUCAGAUUGAGCCCAGGGUUGAUGGAGCGGUCGUGGAGCUUCUUACAGGAAUCGCUGAGCUCGAGAUCGGAUCAGUUUCAGAAGUAGCUCUCUCUGUAUCUCUCUGUUUUUGUGCCUGUGGAUACUCUCACGAUUCCUUCCCUUCUCUUCUACCAUCACAUUUCUCUUCUACCAUUACAUUAGUUUCGUUUCACAUUCUAUUGAGUUAAAAAAAAAUAUAUAAUAAUAAUAAUAGUGAUUUCCUUUUUAA